UUCUGCUGCUGCUGCUGCUGCUGCUGCUGCUGCUGCUGCUGCUAUGGGAUUAUGUGUGCAGGACCUCUCAGCGCAGACUGGCUCCAUGUCGUCCAGCUGUCGUUUUUGGGAGGGCCUUUGAUUUGCGUGUGAUGAGUUUCCCCCCCACAGCAUCUGGAGAUCAAUUAUCCAUCCAUUCGUGUGAGCCACAGUGGCUGGGCAGAGAGAUCCUAGCCGCCUCUCUUUGUGUUUGUGUGAAAAACCAUUCAUCGAAAAGGCAAUACAUGCUGAUUUAUUCUGCGAGAUUGAGGUAAUUUUCCACACCUGCAGCAUUUCAAAGGUGAGUAUGUAAGAGGUGUGAAACAGACGGUUUUAUUUGCUCUCGCUUUCUGAGGGGAAAUUUGUAUAAUCAGUGAGUUUAUAAUGGGGUUGCAACAAUAAGUCUAAAGGUGUAAUACUGUAGUUUUUAUGUUUCUGUCUGUGUUGUAUUUAAGGUUUUUAUGAGUUCCUGCUUGUUACUUUUCUUCUCCCAAUUUGCAGCCUUGAAAACAGUAAUUUGGUUCAUUCCCUCAGCCUAAAUCCCAUCCCCGUUCAUCCAUACAGUCCUCAGGAAAAUGCAGAUAUGUAUUCAGGAGAGCGUCUAAUGCAUCCAUGAUCCUCAGGAAUCCUGAAUCCUUGCAGCUGAUUGGCUGCUGCGUCCUGCCUCUUGUUGGGAUGGACCUGUUGGAUAAAAGGACCAUUUUCUAAAGGACUCCUGUGUGUUACACUGAGGAUCAUGCACUGGGGACCGUCCUGGAAGACGCUUUAAUAAGAAAAAGGCCUUUCGAGGAGCAUCGAGACGCAGCAUGACGGGGAAACAAGGCGCCGUGCUGUCGGAAAGUUUAAAUCUGUCGGAGAAAACCUCUCUGGGCGGGAAUGCAGGGAGUAACAGCCACCAGCCGAAGAGCACCGCGACCCACCCGCCGCCCAGGUGCACCGGCUUCGGCAUCCAGGAGAUCCUGGGGCUCAACAAGGAGCCGUCCGCGGCACCGAGGAGUCCGCUGGGCUCGCUGCCGGCCGGGGCGCACCUGAUCGCCGCCAGGUCCGUGCUGGGCCCCGCCGGCGUGGGUGUGGGAGUCGGGAUGGGAUUAAUCGGCCCCGGUGGAAUUCCGUCGUUUUACAGCCAGCCAGCGUUUUUGGAGACGGUGCUGUCGGACGGACACGAUGUUCACCUGCAGCCCCACAGCAGGUCCGUGGGGCCGCUGGACACCAGUCAGUCCGCCAGCUCAGACUCCGAGGAUUUAUCUUCGAAUGAGCGAAAACUCUCAAAAUCAUCACUAAGUCAGAGCAAGAAACGCAAGAAAAGACGGCACCGGACCAUCUUCACCUCCUACCAGCUGGAGGAGCUGGAAAAGGCCUUUAACGAGGCGCACUAUCCGGAUGUUUAUGCCCGGGAGAUGCUGGCCAUGAAGACAGAGCUGCCAGAAGACAGAAUACAGGUUUGGUUUCAGAACCGCAGAGCCAAGUGGAGGAAGAGGGAGAAAUGCUGGGGCCGCAGCACUGUGAUGGCUGAGUAUGGACUGUAUGGAGCGAUGGUGAGGCAUUCCAUCCCCCUGCCAGAGUCCAUCCUCAAGUCUGCCAAGGAUGGCAUCAUGGAGUCCUGUGCCCCCUGGCUGCUCGUCCAAGAUGGCUUACCAAUCAACAGACGCUAUUCUAAAUCUGAAUACCCGCAACUCUUUGCAGGGAUGCACAAAAAGUCCAUGGAGGCGACAGCUCCCACGCCGACAGGAAAGUGCGAUGCCCCCCAGCAGCCGAGCUCUCAGGGGGCAGAAGACGCUGAGGUGGAGGAGAAGAGGUCAGAUGGAAAGUCCACCAUUUCUAAAGAGGAACUGAGAGAGAACAGCAUUGCUGCACUCAGGGCCAAGGCACAGGAGCACAGUGCCAAAGUGCUGGGGACAGUUUCUCAUGACAGACUGCUGGAGGGCAAACAGGAGAGACAGGCGGCAGAGGAGAAGCCUGGAGAUCCCCAGAGUCCAGCAGAGGAGAAGAAGAGUCCAUAGAGACCACUGAGUUCCUGAGGACUGUUAUUCUCAUGAGUGAAUGCAGUGGCCCAGCUGUUUUCAGCAUGUGUACGGACUUACCCGACAUAACUCACUGUCCUGCAGGUUCUCAUCCUUCAGUGACUUUUCUCUGAACCGGCCUGCAUCCGGACUUCUUGAAGAAGAGAGAAACUCACCUGGUUCGCUGCUGCACCGGAGAUGCAAAUGCACUUUUUCUGAUUCAUUUCCAAACUUACACUUGUUGCUUAUCCGUAGUAGAGAAGACUUGACAGAGUGGGAGUAAAAAAUCUUCAUGUACAUAGAUCCCACAAGUAUAUAUAGAGGCAGAUGAGUAACAUUUUAUUCAGUGAUAGCAGCGUUAAUUACCCCUGAUGACCAAUGAGCAGCCAGUGUGUGAAAGUCUGCAUUUCAUUCAGUUUAAUCUCAUUUGUACAGUUACUAAAUGGUGACAUUUUAGAUCAGAACCAUCCCACCGACAGUACUCUUUUCAGAGAAAGAAAGUAAUUGUUGUCUCUGUAUAUAACGGAAAUAUUAAUGUCUGUCUCUAAGGCACAAUUUGAACUCUGUUUUCUUGUAGUCUUAAAAAAUGUUUGUGUUUUCAUCUCAAAAAUAUGUAUAACUCAAAAAUACAAAGCUUAAAAUAGAAAUCACUGUUUAUUAAAUGUGGCUUUCGGUGUCUAU
Messenger RNA from Amphiprion ocellaris (clown anemonefish), 2699 nucleotides. RefSeq names its product visual system homeobox 2 (gene vsx2). Gene Ontology annotation, cellular component: nucleus. Gene Ontology annotation, biological process: regulation of transcription by RNA polymerase II. The transcript is spliced from 5 exons. Gene Ontology annotation, molecular function: sequence-specific double-stranded DNA binding; DNA-binding transcription factor activity, RNA polymerase II-specific. Lineage: Eukaryota; Metazoa; Chordata; Actinopteri; Pomacentridae. The record is from RefSeq and is a predicted model, not a curated record. The coding region runs from base 825 to 2018 and encodes 397 amino acids.